This is a messenger RNA of Drosophila biarmipes, 488 nucleotides long. RefSeq lists its product as uncharacterized. The coding region runs from base 24 to 389 and encodes 121 amino acids. The record is from RefSeq and is a predicted model, not a curated record. The transcript has a single exon. NCBI's taxonomy places the organism in Eukaryota, Metazoa, Arthropoda, Insecta, Diptera, Drosophilidae.
UCGAUAAGGAAUACGACUGCGAAAUGGACAAGAAGCGAACAUUAUUAUUGUUCAGUAUCGUUGCACUGAUUUUGUGUAACAUUGUAGAAGCCGAUGAAACGGAACCGCAAGUGCUGAAGGAGGAACCCGGUGCAGUGCAGCUUUUGGAGGCCGGAGAAACUGCCCAGGCUGAUUAUACGGAUGGGAACGUUAGGAAAGUGCGCCAGUACUUUGGACCACCGCCUUUUGGACCUCCACCACCACCACCCUUCUUUGGACCACCGCCACCCCCAUACUAUGGCGGUGGUUUUGGCGGCGGUUUCGGUGGUGGCUUCCAGAGAACUCGAGUGGUCACACGCACUCGGUACCGUGGACGCGGCGGUUACUACGGCGGUGGCUUCUAUGGUUAAUCAGUGAAGACUUGGACAUGGAUUUGAAUGUGCCGACUUUGUGAUACUUCUUUUGUACAGCUGCCCCAUCGGGUGCAAUAAAACUAUUUACGUUAUACA